Messenger RNA from Jaculus jaculus (lesser Egyptian jerboa), 2068 nucleotides. RefSeq names its product tetratricopeptide repeat protein 30A2. Gene Ontology annotation, cellular component: axonemal microtubule; intraciliary transport particle B. Gene Ontology annotation, molecular function: intraciliary transport particle B binding; protein binding. The record is from RefSeq and is a predicted model, not a curated record. Lineage: Eukaryota; Metazoa; Chordata; Mammalia; Rodentia; Dipodidae. The transcript has a single exon. Gene Ontology annotation, biological process: intraciliary transport. Bases 1 to 1995 code for a protein of 664 amino acids.
AUGGCGAGGCUGAGCGGCUCGCACAUCCCCGACGGGGAGUACACGGCCGUCAUCUACCGGCUCAUCCGCGACUCCCGCCACGCAGACGCCGUGCAGCUGCUGGGCGGAGAGCUGCAGCGCAGCCAGAGGAGCCGCGCGGGCCUCUCGCUGCUGGCCUACUGCUACUACCGCCUGCAGGAGUUCGUGCUGGCCGCCGAGUGCUACGAGCAGCUCAGCCUCCUGCACCCCGAGCUCGAGCAGUACCGCCUGUACCAGGCGCAGGCCCUCUACAAGGCCUGCCUCUACCCAGAGGCCACCCGGGUCGCCUUCCUCCUGGACAACCCCACCUACCACAGCCGCGUCCUCCGCCUGCAGGCGGCCAUCAAGUACAGCGAGGGCGACCUGCCAGGGGCCAGGAGCCUGGUGGAGCAGCUGCUGAGUGGGGAAGCUGGAGAGGAGAGCGGCGGUGAGAACGACCCCGACGGUCUGGUCAACAUGGGCUCUUUGCUCUACAAGGAGGGACACUAUGAAGCUGCCUGUUCCAAGUUCUUUGGGGCCCUGCAGGCAUCGGGCUACCAGCCUGAUGUGUCCUACAACCUGGCUCUGGCCUAUUACAGCAGCAGACAGUAUGCCCCAGCUCUGAAGCACAUCGCGAACAUUAUUGAACGGGGCAUCCGCCAGCACCCAGAGCUAGGUGUGGGCAUGACCACGGAGGGCAUUGACGUCCGCAGCGUUGGCAACACAGUGGUCCUUCACCAGACUGCGCUGGUGGAAGCCUUCAACCUCAAGGCAGCCAUAGAGUACCAGCUGAGAAACCACGAGGCAGCCCAGGAAGCCCUCACCGACAUGCCGCCCAGGGCAGAGGAAGAGCUGGACCCUGUGACCCUGCACAACCAGGCACUGAUGAACAUGGAUGCCAGGCCUACUGAGGGCUUUGAAAAACUACAGUUUCUGCUCCAGCAAAACCCCUUUCCCCCAGAGACCUUUGGCAACCUGCUGCUGCUCUACUGUAAGUAUGAGUAUUUUGACUUGGCAGCAGAUGUCCUGGCAGAAAAUGCCCAUUUGACUUACAAGUUCCUCACCCCCUAUCUCUAUGACUUCUUGGAUGCCAUGAUCACAUGCCAGACAGCUCCCGAAGAGGCUUUCGUUAAGCUGGAUGGGCUGGCGGGGAUGUUGACUGAGCAGCUCCGAAGACUCACCAAGCAAGUCCAGGAAGCCAGGCACACCAGGGACGAGGAAGCCGUCAUUAGGGCGGUGAAUGAAUAUGAUGAUGCCCUUGAGAAGUACAUUCCCGUGUUGAUGGCCCAGGCCAAAAUCUACUGGAACCUUGAAAAUUACCCCAUGGUGGAGAAGAUCUUCCGCAAAUCUGUGGAAUUCUGUAAUGACCAUGACGUGUGGAAGCUGAAUGUGGCUCACGUCCUUUUCAUGCAGGAAAACAAAUACAAGGAAGCCAUUGGCUUCUAUGAGCCCAUUGUCAAGAAGAAUUAUGAUAACAUCCUGAGUGUCAGCGCCAUUGUGUUAGCCAACCUCUGUGUUUCCUACAUUAUGACUAGUCAGAACGAAGAAGCCGAGGAGCUGAUGAGGAAGAUUGAAAAGGAGGAAGAGCAGCUCUCCUAUGGAGACCCAGAUAAGAAAAUCUACCACCUGUGCAUUGUGAACUUGGUGAUAGGAACGCUUUACUGUGCCAAAGGAAAUUAUGACUUUGGCAUUUCUCGAGUUAUCAAAAGCUUGGAACCUUACCAUAAAAAGCUAGGGACUGAUACCUGGUAUUAUGCCAAAAGAUGCUUCCUAUCGUUACUAGAAAACAUGUCAAAACAUACGAUCAUGCUGCGUGACAGUGUUGUUCAAGAGUGCGUGCAGUUUCUGGAGCACUGUGAGGUCUUUGGCAGGAACAUACCCGCGGUGAUAGAACAGCCCCUGGAGGAGGAGAGACUGCACAUGGGGAAGAACACGGUCACGUAUGAGUCCAGGCAGUUAAGAGCACUGAUUUAUGAGAUUAUGGGAUGGAAUAUGUAGUAACAGGCAGUGGCGUUGUUACAAAGGUCUUAUUAUCUGCUGAUCACCAUUUUAUUUGUUUAUAAUUGAAUAU